GUCAUCGUCGGCGUCAUCGUCGUUUGAGAGAGAGAGUGAGAGACACGAAGAAAGCGCUUUCUUGAGUUCUUCUCCUUCUCCUUCUUGUAGAGAGAGAGAGAGAGAGAGAGAGCGUGAAUUAUUUCGCAGAGACUGUGGCUUUGGCAUUUCCGCCAGACUAAGUUAAAUGAGGGGGACAAUCUCAUUUAGAGGUGCCAUUCUCUAACGCGGACCAUCUCUGUCUCUGCUAACUUGUGUUGGCCGGCAAUUUUUUGCCGUCUUGUUGUAAUGCCACCUUCUCGGACGAUUGUUGAAAUUUAAUUUGCGUCACCGAGUGAGUUUUGGUUUGGUUUAGAGUUUGAGUUAAGAUUUAAGAACUCUGUCAAGUGGUAGUUUAAUUAUCAUAGAGUAAAGGAGUGAGAGCUUUGAAGCAAAAUGGGUGACACGGAAGAAACUAAUAGUGAUACGAUGCAAAGACUUCAUUCUUCAUUUGGAACUUCUUCUUCUUCCAUUUUAAAGCAACAUUUAUCAAUGGAUCAACUCAAUAUACGCCAAUUGAGCCCUUCAGUUAACCGUGCCCGCCAUUUUCAGCCAAAUUUUAGUGGAGAUAGUACCAAAAGAAUUGGUAUACCGCCUUCGCACCCCCAUCAGAUCCCACCCAUCUCGCCGUAUUCUCAGAUCCCGGUGUCCCGGCCGGUAAACCAGCAGACGGGUUCUCAGAAUUUUAGCCCGGGGCCCGCUCAUUCGCGGUCCUUGUCACAGCCGUCGUUCUUUUCGCUUGAUUCAUUGCCCCCCCUGAGCCCGUCUGUGUUUCGUGACUCCUCAUCCACGUCGAUUUCUGAUGCGGUGCCGGGUGAUGUGUCCAUGGAGGAUCGGAAUGCGGGAUCGCGUUCUUUGUUGCCUCCCUCACCUUAUUCGAGGGGAGAUGCUUCCCGGGUUGGGGAUAGUUUACCCCCUCGGAAAACGCAUAGAAGGUCUAAUAGUGAUAUUCCAUAUGGGUUCUCUAGUAUAAUGCAAUCUUCACCGCCCCUCGUUCCUUUGAGAGUAGCUGGUGGUUUAGAGAGGUCGUUGUCUGGAAGAGAGCCUGCUCAACCGGUUAAAAAGGAAUCGAGUUGGGGGAAAGGUGGUGAAAUCAAUACCGAAGGUAUGGAUGAGAGGAAAUCAGAAGGGGAAGUUGUGGAUGAUCUGUUUUCUGCAUAUAUGAAUUUGGAUAACCUUGAUGCAUUGAACUCUUCGGGAACAGAUUACAAGAAUGGAAAUGAGAAUCGCGAGGACUUGGAUAGUAGAGCAAGUGGGACAAAGACUAAUGGAGGUGAUAGCAGUGAUAACGAAGCAGAAAGCAGUGUGAAUGAAAGUGGGGGCAACAUGCAGAGGGCAGGACUAAAUUCUUCAGCUGGGAGGAAGGAAGGGAUAAAAAGGAGUGCAGGGGGAGAUAUUGCCCCAACUACCAGACACUACAGAAGUCUUUCUAUGGACAGCUUCGUAGGGAAGUUGCACUUCGGUGAUGAGUCACCGAAACUGCCACCUUCACCUGGAACUCGUCCUGGACAAUUGUCACCCAGCAAUUCAGUUGAUGGUAAUUCGGCUGCCUUUAGUUUGGAGUUUGGAAAUGGCGAGUUUAGCGGGGCAGAACUGAAGAAAAUUAUGGCAAAUGAAAAACUUGCUGAUAUUGCGUUGAUGGACCCAAAGCGCGCGAAAAGGAUUUUGGCAAAUCGUCAAUCAGCUGCUCGUUCCAAAGAACGGAAGAUGCGGUACAUUUCAGAGUUGGAACAUAAGGUUCAGACUCUACAGACAGAAGCUACCACAUUGUCUGCACAGCUUACCUUAUUACAGAGAGAUUCUGUUGGUCUAUCGAACCAGAAUAACGAAUUGAAGUUCCGUCUCCAAGCAAUGGAACAACAGGCACAACUCCGAGAUGCUUUAAACGAUGCCUUAACAACCGAGGUCCAACGGUUGAAGCUAGCUACGACAGAGUUGAGUGGGGAGAACCCUUCAAAGUGCAUGGUUCCACAGCUUUCUGUUAAUGCUCAAAUGUUCCAGUUGCAGCAGCCUUCUUCUACCCAGCACAACAUUCAUCAGUUGCAACAGCAGCAGCAGCCACGGAACGAGAAUAGUAACACAACCUCGAAACCCGAAUCCCUCCAAUAGGAUGUGAAAUAUGGGAUUGUUGAUUGGUUGGCCCUUCGUAUUAUCGCUCACUAUAGUUUAAUAUCCGGUAGUAGUUACCAGAUGCAUUCAUUCGUUCUUAUACCGUCUUUCAAUCAAGGUGUGUUAAUCAUUCAUUCAACCUGUAAUGCGUGUCCAUCUCGGACUAUGGUAUGAAGUCAUAUACAAAUCCCAACACUAAUUUAUGUUCUUAUCUUUUGCUUAAUUCUGGUAGAUAUCUUGGAGUGUACGACAUUAUUGGGCACAAUUUCGUGUUUUUUCUUUAUGACUUUGGAAGAGUUGAUUCA
This is a messenger RNA of Juglans regia (Persian walnut), 2432 nucleotides long. RefSeq lists its product as uncharacterized. Gene Ontology annotation, molecular function: DNA-binding transcription factor activity. The coding region runs from base 415 to 2127 and encodes 570 amino acids. Gene Ontology annotation, cellular component: nucleus. The transcript is spliced from 5 exons. Lineage: Eukaryota; Viridiplantae; Streptophyta; Magnoliopsida; Fagales; Juglandaceae. Gene Ontology annotation, biological process: regulation of DNA-templated transcription. The record is from RefSeq and is a predicted model, not a curated record.